UCCACUUCCUCUUUCACGGUUUCACUCUCCCUCCCCCCCUCUCUCUCUCCCUCCGAGCUCAGAUCGCCGGCGAAGCGCCACUAUCCCGGCCUCGUCGCCUCCGCCAUCUCCUGCUUCAACCCCCGCCGCGACUUUAGCCUCCCAUGUAGAAGAGCAUACUGGAGAUGUAGAGAAGAGGCGCGAAGAGGAAAAUCCCCUGGCGCUUGAGGAGGAAAGAGAGCAGGAUCCAGACGAGGCGCUGCGCGAGCGUCUUGGGCGGCGGGCGGCCCAAUUUGGAGCCGCGGUGGCGGUAGCGCGGAGAGUGACAAGUGCUUCUCCUUCACAAGUUCGGCCACCGGCCUUGCCCUCAGAUUUUCCGGCGAUAGCAGCAAACUAUAGCAACCGCCGCCUUCCUCUGUACAUUCGCACCGUCGAUUUUGUCGCAUAAUCCGGUAAUUCAUUGUCGAGGCUAAAUCCAAUCAAAGCUUCUGUCAGUUGCUACACACCUCGGAGCAGUAUUCUGCUUUGCUGCCUUUUGUUUUCAUAGCCUGUAUGUCUUUCUGGCACUUUUCGCAAUUGGAGAGCUACUCGUAUUUGCUACCCAGAUCUAACAGACACCACUUUUUCUACAUCUGCAACUGAAUCUAUUAUUUUCAAACCAAUCACAACAUUACUAUUUGGACCCCUUUCAAAGUCGGAGCAUCCAUAUUUUCAUCCAAAAUGGCUCCCCAUGAAUCUCUUCUGUUACCUUAGAGUUUAGAGGCAGAGAUUCAGAGUUAAUGGCUUCUGGUGAUGUGCCGUCCUCUCCCCUCGUCGGGCUUCUCCAGGUUUAUGUUCUUAUUUCGUCGUAUAUUUCAUUAUAUAUUUUCUCCUACACUAGAUUGUGGGCUCCACAGAGCGGCAGCUCCACGGAGCUCGAGAUACUGCAGCGGAGCGGCAGCUCCACGGAGAAGAAACAAGCUGGUAUUUGUAGGACUUUACCAGAGGACUCACCUGUCCACUCUUCAAGCAGCGAUGACUUUGUAGCAAUUCUUGAUGCGGAGCUGGAUGCUGCUUCUGAUUCAUCAGACGAUUCUGAAGCAGUUGCAGAAGAAGAGGAGAGUAGUGAGGAAGACGAUGAUGACAGAAGUGACUAUUUGGAGCUUGGGAGGACUCAUGAGCCACAAACAAAGUCCGAGAUGGAGAAUGAGAGGAAGAGGACGAUGGAGGUUAUACAAGAGAAUAACAGGAGGUUGCAGGAGAGGAAUAAGAUUGGGAUGAGCAAGAUGAAGGCGAAGAAAUGGCGCACCAGUGGGAAGAUGACUGGGAUUAUUGGGUGCUUGGUUGUACAUGAAGCUUGAUGAGUUGUGAUGCUUGCCGCAGAAAAUGUAUGACUUGAUUUUGGAGUUUGUUUAGGGGCCAAAAGUUUUUCUUUUGUUUUGUUGGAUUUUGAAAAUUGUAAAAGUGUUUUAUUAUUUAUUAAUCUUGUCGGCUAAAGACUAAAGUAUGAAGCUUAAUUGGCAUGUUCUUGGAACUGAAA
Messenger RNA from Salvia miltiorrhiza (redroot sage), 1498 nucleotides. RefSeq lists its product as uncharacterized. Lineage: Eukaryota; Viridiplantae; Streptophyta; Magnoliopsida; Lamiales; Lamiaceae. The coding region runs from base 759 to 1319 and encodes 186 amino acids. The transcript has 6 exons. The record is from RefSeq and is a predicted model, not a curated record.